AAAAAAUCAGCCAGCCGUCAACAUGACAGACGCGAACCCUCCAACAAAACUCAUUGUACCAAGAGUCGCAGGCAAGCUCAGCUCGCCUCUAGUAGUCCAGUGCACGACGUGCGGUGCGAUCGGCCGCGGCUCCCCCUCGUGCCACGCAAUCUUCCGCUGGGAGAAUAACGAGCGCGAGCAGCUUUCCCUGGCCCGCGCCGAGCUUUUGCCGAUCGCGCUGCGAGACGUAGGAGGUGCGGAACACAGAUUCGAGAGCAUAGGACCCGUCAUGCACGAGAAAGAAAGUCUGAGGGUGUGGCGCGCCAGAUUUUUGCUUAAGGCGAUGGGGCCUCGGCCUCGGCCGCAAAGGGCGCUCCAGACCGAGCGGAGCCGAAGCCGACCACGUUUCAAGUGGGCUGACAACUUCCACCUCGUCGGCCAGAAUCUUAAGUAUGCGGUCCCUCUCACGGGCGCGAAAGAGCUGAGGUUACGAGACGUCCGUGGGGAGUGGCAUGAGCUCUCCUUCGGCGGCGGCGCCACUCCCGAGGGUAGGGUAUCGUCGUGGCGCGCCAUGGUGAUCCGAAACGUUAUUGGCGGCUUCAGCACAGUAUUUGGGGGCAAAGGCUUCGCUCUCGGCGAGGACGACCGCGUCGAGAUGGAAACGGCUCUCCGUGCGUACGUCGCUACCCACGACGCCGGGCUGACCCUCAGAGGGCAUCUGCAAGAGUUCCAGCGGUUCCUGGUGGCCAGGAUUACCGAUGCUCCGCUCCGGCUCCAGAUCUGCGGCCCCAACUUCCCGGACUACAUGCUCAGUCUCGUUACCUCGUCCAAAUACCCCUCCAUUACAAUCCAAUUCCAAAACCUGCGCUGGGACGGCCAGUUGUGCCGCCACUUCACAAGAGCCUCGCGCCGGCAAUGGAUACGGAAGCUCGCCGUGUCUUGCUUUCAGCAAGUCAAGGGAGAGGGCUGUGUUGUAUACUUAUACUACAUGUGGUGGUCGUAUUGUAACGUGCUCCUUGACGCUCCGCUCCCUAGAUUCCGGAACGAGAUCCUACGAGAUAAAGAGAUUCGCUUAUUAGUAGAGAAAUUAAACGAUUUCAAGUGGACCAUAAACGGCCGACCUUAAAAAUACCCGUUAAUUCAAUUAAUAUAUCAAAAUUAUUUUAAUUAA
Messenger RNA from Annulohypoxylon maeteangense, 1150 nucleotides. RefSeq lists its product as uncharacterized. NCBI's taxonomy places the organism in Eukaryota, Fungi, Ascomycota, Sordariomycetes, Xylariales, Hypoxylaceae. The transcript is spliced from 3 exons. The coding region runs from base 23 to 1105 and encodes 360 amino acids. The record is from RefSeq and is a predicted model, not a curated record.